AUGAAUUCUCCAACAAUGAAAUCAGAACAACUUACUCCAAAACUUUCACCAAUGUCUUUCUGCUUGGAUGAUCAAAAAAAUGCAGGGACUUUUCAAAAUCUGCUGAACUCACCUACGAAACUGAAAUUGGACACCGGCUCGAUUGGUAAUUCCUUGUUAUAUCCAACAUCACUCUCUAAAUUGAGCGAGUUAUCAAGAAAUGGGCGCUCUAAACAAAGGAGGGGUUCUGACACUAUGAGGUCUGUAUCACCUAUUAGAUUUCAAUUUUUAAACAACACUCCAAAGAUGCUAAAACCUGAGUACCUGUCUCAAACAACCAACAAUCUGCCAUUGUUAUCAGCCCUACUGAAGAACGGCAAGAAAACUACCAGUGAAGGCCAGAGUCCAAAUCCUGAUCCAUUGAACAUAGAGAAAAAUAUCAUUAAACAAAGUAUCAAGGACAAACUAGAGCAGCUGCGCAGUUCAGAAUCCGUUACUCAGGUGCAAAAGAAAGACCGAAAACCAGCCUCACUUGAGGUUAAGGAUUGUGUAGAAGAACCGAUUUUGCGGAAAAAUCGCGAAGGUUCGGUUACCUCAUGUGUUCCUGCUUCUGUUAUUCCUUUGGAGAAUACAAUAGGUCAUGGAAUGCAAAAAGUCGAGGACAAAGGACAUAGAGUAAUCUCCAGCGGUUCCACUCAGUGUCUAAGUACGGAAGUGAGCGAAUUGCCCAAGGAUUUGAACCUAGAUAAUUUACCUACGGAUAAUAACGGAUUUGUUCAAUAUGGUCUCAAAGGCAAUAACAAUAACAAUAGAUACAGUUUUAUCUCUUCUACAUCGACAGAUUACGAGCCCGAGUGGUACGACGGACAACAACAUAUUUCAUUGCAUAUGCCUUCUAUGACCAAUACAGAGGAGGCAAAUAGCCGUGACAAAUCGAAUUUGGACAUAAAGAUUAAACAGCUAGAACUUGAAAUUACAGAAUUAAAGUUGCAAAAUGAAAAGCUACUGCACUCUAUGACGACGAACAGAUACAUUGAAGAAAGAUUUAUGCUAGAGGUUAUGAAGGAUCCAAGUAUACAGACGCAAAGAUCUCAAAGAGAUAUUGAGAGAAAAGUCAAACAACUGGAGAAAAAAUUCUUUAACUGUAAAAAAGUUCUUAAGAAAUUGACUGAAUCUCCCCCAGUAGUGGCCACUUCCACUUCAAAAACUGAUGGAAGUUCAGCAAGAAUUCCAUGCCCUAAGACUAGACUGGCACGGGUUUCUGUUUUGGACUUGAAGAAAAUUGAAGAACAGCCAGAUUCUUCAUCGGGAAUUUCGUCCGAGGAAGAUCACUUAACGAACGAUGAUACGGAUGCUAACAUUACCGAAGAAUUGAAUAUUGCUUUUGAAGAAGAACCAAUUCCUGUUCUUUCCACAACGGCAUCCAUGCAGAGUGGAGAGAGUAAAAGAGGGUUCCAACUUAACCUCCCUGUCCAGGUCGAGAAGAAGGAAGAAUGA
Molecule: messenger RNA, 1476 nt
Organism: Saccharomyces paradoxus
Lineage: Eukaryota; Fungi; Ascomycota; Saccharomycetes; Saccharomycetales; Saccharomycetaceae
Gene: MMR1
Product: Mmr1p
Exons: 1
Coding region: 1-1476 (491 amino acids)
Source: RefSeq, a predicted model, not a curated record